GCGGCGUGGAGCGUGCAGAAGCGGCGCGGAAGGUACGGAAGGCGCAGGCGGCGAUCGGCGCCUGCGGCAAGGCCAGACGUUGGCAGCAGGCCGUGCAUCUGCUGGGCGCGCUGAUCGCCGAAGACCUCGCAGAUGUGUUCAGCUUUACCUCUGCCAUCAGCGCUUGUGAGAAGGCUUCGCAGUGGCGGCAAGCCUUGGACUUGUUGACGGCGGUGUUUGCGCACAAGACCGAGCCUUCUGUGUUCACCUACAACAGUGCCCUGAGCGCCUGCGCCCGCGGAUCGCAGUGGCAGAUCUCUUUGGGCUUGCUGCAAGACUUCGAGGCGCGGCAUCUCCGGGCGGAUGUGGUGACCUACAAUUGCCUCAUUAGGUCUGCUGACUGGGCCCUGGCUCUGUUCUUCCUGCGGUCCCUUCCUUCGCAAACUGUGCGGCCCACGGUGAUCAGCUUCAACGCCGCGCUGGACGCCUGUGGCAAAGCGGGCCAGUGGACCCAGGUUUUGGCGCUGCUGGCGGAGCUCCUCGCCCGAAGCGGAAGCGGCGAGGUGACCUUGAGCGAGGUGACGCUGAGUACGGUGGUGAGCGCCUGUGGCCGGGCGGCGAGGUGGCAGGAGGCGGCGGCGGCGUGGCGGCGGCUGUCCAUCUCAGUGGUGCCCAACGUGGUGGCCUUCAAUGCGUUGAUCAGCGCCUACGACCAGGGCGGCCAGUGGCAGAAGGCCAUCCAGGCCCUUUGCCUAAUGCAGGAG
This is a messenger RNA of Effrenium voratum, 743 nucleotides long. Lineage: Eukaryota; Dinophyceae; Suessiales; Symbiodiniaceae. The record is from the annotation of a GenBank genome assembly.